AUAUGACUACUGACGUAUAUUGUCAUCUUUGGUGGACAAAUGUUAGUGUUGUUGCUUACUUCGCCGCAUAAUAGUGACUGUGUGAAAGUGCAAAAUGUCCACAGAUAAGCCAACUGUACCAGAAGAACAACCAUUAAAACAAAAUGAAGAAAAAAAGGAAACAAAACAAGAGAAUUCGAAAUUUCAAUUCGAGAAGAAGAGUUUUGCCGAAAAACUGUUGUACAUAAAGUCCAACAUAACUGUUGAACCUAUACUGGCAGGCCUUGUUAUCCCGUCUAUGCUGUCGAGAUUGGCAAUACAAAAUUUAAACUUGGAAAAGGCUUGCCGCAUCCGACUUGGACAUGAUCAAUACACAUGUGAUGCUCUUAUUAGGAAAGACGGGAACGCCACGUUUAACUCAACGAGUAGUUUCACAAAUUACGAGGCCGAAGUUCAGAAAGUGAUUUCUUCUAUUGAAGCAUGGAAAAGUGUCGUACAAACAGCUUUACCUACUCUUCUAGUCAUAUUCAUGGGAGCCUGGAGCGAUAGGACAGGCAAUAGGAAAUUCUGCAUCUUACUACCAAUUAUUGGAGAACUUCUCGUCUGCAUAAGCAAUAUCAUUAGCACUAUAUUCUUCGAUGAAAUUCCAGUAGAGGUCACCAUGUUUUUUGAAGGAUUCUUCCCGGCAAUUACUGGAGGUUGGGUCUUGAUGUACCUUGGAGUUUUUAGCUAUAUCAGUGACGUAACAAGUCCUGAAGCUAGGACUUUCCGAGUCGGUCUUGUCAACUUAUGUAUGACCGCUGGUAUCCCCAUAGGUACAGCUUUAAGCGGAAUUUUACUAAAACUCUGGGGUUACUAUGGAAUUUUUACAAUAUCAGGACUUAUUUACGUCUUAAAUCUCAUCUACGGUCUCGUUUACUUAAAAAGCAGGACGAAGAAAGGCGACAAAGAGAACGAAAAGAAAAAUGCUUUGACGUUGAAAGAAUUGGGAUCCUUGGUGAAGGAGACUGCAGCGUUUGCUUUUAAAAAACGUGAAGGAAACAUGAGACAGAAAGUUAUUAUUACUCUUCUGAUAGUGGCAAUUGUUUACGGGCCAGGUCACGGCGAAAGGAUAGUGUUUUAUAUGUACUUGAGGUACAAACUUAAGUGGAAUGCUGUGAAAUUCAGCAUGUAUUCAACUUACAGCGUCAUUACACAUUCAUUGGGAGCUUUAUUUUCAAUUAGCGUGUUCAGCAAACGGUGGGGUUUCCACGACUCGGCGCUGUGCCUCAUAUCCAUCAUCAGUAAACUGGUUGGCUCCAUCUACAUCGUGUUUGUCACCACUGACUUCCAAAUGUUCAUGUUGCCGAUAAUAGAAAUACUAAACGCCACUACAUGGACGUCACUACGAUCCAUGGCUUCGAAAUUAGUUCCUAGCGAAGAACUAGGCAAAAUGAACUCUUUAUUCAGCCUAGUGGAGACCUUAGCCGCGCUGGUGUUCGACCCUAUGUACUCCGGGAUAUAUCGCCUGUCGAUAGACGUAUUCAGUGGCGCUGUGUUCAUAUUCAGUGCCGGGAUGCUGUUGCCAGCUAUAACAUUGUUACUUUGGGUAUUCGUACAACAUCGGAGAGAGACACGGCAGAGACGGACUAAGGCGAAGGAAGAACGAAGCGAGAUUGAAAAAGCUGAAACUGAAGUUAUCAUGACUGAUGUUAAGCGAUGUUCUAUCGAUGUAAUACAGGCUUUAGAAUAAAUAUAUUUUUUAAAGAUUCAA
Pectinophora gossypiella (pink bollworm) is the source of this 1732-nucleotide messenger RNA. RefSeq names its product solute carrier family 46 member 3-like. NCBI's taxonomy places the organism in Eukaryota, Metazoa, Arthropoda, Insecta, Lepidoptera, Gelechiidae. Gene Ontology annotation, cellular component: membrane. Gene Ontology annotation, biological process: transmembrane transport. The coding region runs from base 95 to 1711 and encodes 538 amino acids. The transcript has 7 exons. The record is from RefSeq and is a predicted model, not a curated record. Gene Ontology annotation, molecular function: transmembrane transporter activity.